AUGUCAAGCAAGAAGAAACACAAACGAAAACACAGCGUCAGUGAUGAAGACGACGAUGUUUUCUACUACCGCUACUGCGCUUCGUCCUCAACCCCCAACACCACCACCGGCACCAUAUCCAGUAAUCAAACCCAAUCAAAACCGAACAACAAAGGAUCAUCAAUAGGAGGAACAGGUGAACCCUUAGCACCAUCAAAAUCGACGCUAUACGUUUCUAAUCUAGAUUACUCCCUAACAAACUCCGAUCUCCAUACGCUCUUCUCUACUUUCGGCCGCAUCGCGCGUGUAACCGUUCUCAAAGACCGUCACACGCGCCUAAGCCGCGGUGUCGCGUUUGUCCAAUUCGUUUCUCGUAAUGACGCCCAACGCGCCGUGGUGGAGAUGAAUAAGAAGAUUCUCAAUGGAAGGACUCUAACUGCUUCUAUUGCUGCUGAUAGUGGACGUGCUCCGGAGUUUAUUUGGAAGCGCGUGCCGCGGCCUCAGCCUAAGAAUCCGCGACGGGGAUUUAGUGGGCUGAGGGAUAGGGAUGGGGAGGAGGAAGGUGAUGAGGAGGAGGAGGAGGGUGGUCAGAUAGCUGCGGAGCAGUUUAACGAUAAUUGGGCUUCUGUUGUGGAUGAUGAAGCGGGUGAAAGGUUGAUGGGGAGAAACACAAAUGAUGAUGAGGGUUUGGACAACAACAAGACGAAGAAGAAAGGGAAGAAAGCUGGGUAUUUCAGUGAUGAGAGUGAUCAUGAUGAUGAUGAUUGA
Molecule: messenger RNA, 747 nt
Organism: Lathyrus oleraceus (garden pea)
Lineage: Eukaryota; Viridiplantae; Streptophyta; Magnoliopsida; Fabales; Fabaceae
Product: U11/U12 small nuclear ribonucleoprotein 31 kDa protein
Exons: 2
Coding region: 1-747 (248 amino acids)
Biological process (GO): mRNA splicing, via spliceosome
Cellular component (GO): U12-type spliceosomal complex
Molecular function (GO): RNA binding
Source: RefSeq, a predicted model, not a curated record